Molecule: messenger RNA, 1245 nt
Organism: Pleuronectes platessa (European plaice)
Lineage: Eukaryota; Metazoa; Chordata; Actinopteri; Pleuronectiformes; Pleuronectidae
Gene: cfdp1
Product: craniofacial development protein 1
Exons: 7
Coding region: 125-1039 (304 amino acids)
Source: RefSeq, a predicted model, not a curated record
CAUCAGAAGAAGAAGACGACGAAGAAGAAGAAGAAGAAGAAGAAGACGAAGAAGAAGAAGAAUUUGUUCGAUUUCGGUCGGUUUCAUUUACUGCGUAUCAGUCAGGGGCUUUUAAUGCACAAUAAUGAACUAUUGUGACUACGACUCUGACGGAUAUUCGUCCAAUGAGGACGCAGACUACGUCCCAUCAGAUGAUAAUUUAAGCGAGGAUGACAUUAACCAGUGUUUAAAGGAAGACCCUCUGUACGAAGAUGAUGUUGUACCACAUCCUGAUGAUGUCAGCAAAACAAAAAGGAAGAAGAAGGCCAUCAGCAUGAGAAAGAGGAAGAAAGGAGUACUAAAAUUCGAGAUGGAAGGAGGGGAUGGAGGUGAAGCACAAGAGUCCCAUCCAGCACAGGAAGAGAUGGUCAAAUCCAGAGGGGAAGGAGAUGUUGAUGAAGAGAAAUCGAAGAAAAAAUCUGAUGACCUCUGGGUGAGAUUCCUGUCUGAUGUUGGAUCCAGACCUAAACAAUCCACAGAUAAUGCACAGUCAAGUACCACACAGAAGGCAGACUCUCCAGCAAUGAAGACUGCUCUUUUGACUAAAGAAACAACAGCAUCAGAACCUGCCAACGUCACCGUCACUAAAGUGUUUGACUUUGCUGGAGAAGAAGUUAGAGUUAAUAAAGUGGUGUCAGCAAACUCCAGAGAAGGUCAGAGUUAUCUGAAGAGCCAAAAUGCUGAACCGGAGGAGAAUGGAGAAAAAGACAUAAACUCAUCACCCGGUCAACAACCUCUUCCUGGCACCAGUGCUAAGCGACCAGCAGGCAUGUCAAGCCUUUUGAGUCGUAUGGGGGGAAAGAAACAAAAGAUGAGCACACUUGAAAAAUCAAAGAUGGACUGGGACGCAUUCAAAUCAGAGGAGGGCAUCACGGAGGAGCUGGCUAUUCACAACAGAGGCAGAGAAGGGUUUGUGGAGCGGAAGAACUUCUUGGAGCGGGUCGACCAUCGCCAGUUUGAGUUAGAAAAAGCAGUACGACUGAGCAACAUGAAACAAUGAUAGAGUUGCCGUUUCCUCAGUAAAGCUGCCCCAGACUGGUACUGUAGCUUGGGUCUAUUUCAGAACAUGGAUAUUAAUAGGUGUAGUUUGUGUAAUGGUCGGGUUGAGUGUUCUGUCCUUCCAUCAUUGUGAGAACCAAUUAGAUUUUCAAAUCUAAUUGUUUAAUAAUUCAAAUCUAAUAGAUUAAUAAAUCUAAUCUAAGAACA